AUGUUGUUCAAGAAGCCAAACAUGUGUACAGAGUUUGUAAUACCCUGUUUCACUUUAAACAGUGUACCUUCUGUUGUCGUUUUACCAGGUGUUUUAUGUGACAUCACCUUAACAAAGUCAUUGUCUGACUCUCUUUUAACAUAUCUGAACAUGCAUAAGGAAGACGCUACUAUUGAUGCACAUAUUGUCAGUAAAAUUUCCGAUCAAUGUAAAGUAAUCCAGCCGGGGAAAGGUGCACAAAAAGUGCCAGAUAACAAAGACCGUUUUUACAUAUGUUUACUGCCUGCAAAUAACUCUAAGGCUGAUAUUGGAUGUAUUUGUGCCAUCGAGCAAGUGAGCUAUCUGGACGGCUCGACAACCAAAGUCUCUUUUAUGGCAUUACAAAGGGCUCGGGUUAAGGAGCCGCUUUUGAACUCUGGUGAUAACUUCUGGCUUUCUCCAGUUUCUUUGUAUGAUGAAUUUUCCAUUUUGACCAAAACUGUGAACACAAAGGAUGUCCUAAAUAUGGCUAUGGAAAUAAUUAAAACUAUAGAUAUGCUAGAGGUGACGCUGACUAAAUUUAAUAAUAAAUACAAAACAGCUGCAAAUAGUGGUAAUUCCCAAGAGCAUUAUCUACUACUAUCUCCUUUAUCAAAUGCUUUAUUUUUUCAAUUAAAUUCAGAACAAUUCAAUAGGUCAUGGUCUCAUAUCAGAGUUGAAGCGGAAGCGCUCAAAAGCUCUCUCGUUUUAGAUGCCCCAACUGAGUCAAAUUUGACGAAUUUUGGACUGAUUGAUAUCUUGACCACAGUUCUGCCUAUCUCAAAGACAUUUAGACUUGAUAUCUUAAAUUGCCUUGAAAUUAGAGAAAGGUUUACUACUUUCGAAAAAAUUGUCAAAUAUUUCUUCAUGAUUUUUGCUAAUUUAUACGAUUCCACAGAAUAUAUUAGAAAUUUUUAUUCAAAUGCCAACACUUUAGAGAAGGCCAACCUGAUUGCAAAUCAACUAAAGUCAUUGAAGAUUUUUAUUGAAGAUGUCAAAGCCAAUAAUACUGCGGUUGCAUCCAACAGUGGCAAUAAGAUGGGUAGACUUUUAGCGCCAACAUCUAAAAAUCAGCAAAUCAGGACCGAGAGAACCAAAAAUUAUGCAGAGGAAGAGGAAGAUUAUGAAGAGGAAGAAGAUGAUGAUUUUGACGAGUUGAAGUCAGUUAAAAGAUUUAUCAAGAAACUUCCGAAGUUGAAUAUCCAUCCAGAUGGGAAAAAACUCUUGGUUAAAGAUUAUAAGAGAUUGAUGAAGAUGUCUUUUCAAAAGACGAACUCAGAAUACCAACAGCUUAGAAAUUAUUUUGAUAUUAUAAUGGAUAUACCAUUUGACAAAUUCUCGAAGGAGGAAAAAAUUGAUAUAUCAAAUUGUAAGUCCAAAUUAGAUGUAGAGCAUUUUGGUUUACUUUCAGUUAAGAAAAGGCUAUUGGAAUACCUUUCAGUAUUGAAAUUGAAUCAGUUAAUCCCAAAGAAUCAGAAUAAAUGCCGUCCACCCAUUUUGUUACUAGUUGGGCCACCUGGUGUUGGUAAAACUUCUAUUGUCAGAUCCAUAGCAAGUGUUUUGAAUAGGAAGUACCAGAGGAUUUCCCUAGGUGGCGUCUAUAAUGAGGCAGAUAUCAGAGGUCAUAGAAGAACGUAUGUUGGUGCAAUGUGUGGGUCGAUCAUAAAUGCUCUUCGUAAAGCCAGUACUAUGAAUCCGUUAAUUUUACUAGAUGAGAUUGAUAAGAUUGGUACUUCGCCUGCAGGUCGCACUAAUACAGGGGAUCCAAGUUCAGCAUUGUUGGAGACCUUGGACUUUGAACAGAAUUUCUCAUUCAUGGAUCACUAUGUGGGGCUUCCUAUUGAUUUGUCCCAAGUGUUAUUUAUUUGCACAGCAAAUGACUUGAGCACAAUUUCAAGGCCUUUAUUAGACCGUAUGGAAGUUAUUAAGAUACCUGGGUAUACACUAGAAGAAAAGAUAGAAAUCGGUUCUAAAUUUCUAUUGCCCAAACAGAUCAAACAAAAUGGAUUAAAUCAAAUCAAUGGUGCAUUUAACUUGGAUCAAGAAGCAUGGGAAUCACUGGUGAGUGGAUAUACACGAGAGCCAGGUGUGCGUAAUUUGGAGAGGCAGAUAGCGAAGAUAGUUCGCGGUAAAGUAGUAGAAUAUAUUGAAGACCCGCGUAGAAAGGAAAGCAAAACUGUUGAUAAGCAAGAGUUGCAUAAAUACCUGGGAUUUCCCUUACAUCCUAUUACAAAAGAAUUACUGAGCGAUAUUCCAUGGGCUUCCAAAGAGGGUAUUGUAAAUGGGCUAUCAUAUAAUUCUGAUGGUACGGGUAGUGUUUUAAUAUUUGAAAUAGUAAGAACAGGACCAUGUAAGGGCAGCCACAGUGGGCCAGUGAUCAAAUCGACUGGUAAUUUAGGAAAUGUGCUUCAAGAGUCUAUUGAUAUUGGUUGUAGUCUUGUAAAAACUAUAAUCAGAAGAGGACUAUUAGGUGAUGUGCAUAAAUCCAAUGUGGAGACGUUUUUCACAAGUGAAUACCACCUCCACGCACCUAUGGGAAGCAUUCAAAAGGAUGGGCCCAGUGCUGGUAUGGCUAUCACAAUGGCAUUGCUGUCCUUAGCAACUGGGAGACCCAUUGAUCCGACAUUGUGUAUGACUGGUGAAAUUACGUUGAGAGGGAAAGUGCUACCUAUUGGAGGAUUGAAACAGAAGUUGUUAGGUGCUAAAAUGUAUGGAAUGAAGAGAGUUCUCGUACCAUACGGUAAUAAGCAAGAUGUUAUUGAAUCUAUAACGGAUGACAUUGAUUUAUUUAUGAAAAGUAGUAAUCAAAAUGAAAUCCAUCUCGUUCACGACAAAAUGGGGUUAUCACUAGCAUACGUGAACAAUAUUUACGAAGCCAUUGCAGCAAUUUGGCCUGACCUAAGCCUAGAGGGAUUAACCACCGUGCACAAAGUAUUUGAAAACAAUUUCAAAAGCAAGUUUUAA
Kazachstania africana CBS 2517 is the source of this 2982-nucleotide messenger RNA. RefSeq lists its product as uncharacterized. Gene Ontology annotation, cellular component: peroxisomal matrix. Gene Ontology annotation, molecular function: serine-type endopeptidase activity; ATP hydrolysis activity; ATP-dependent peptidase activity. The transcript has a single exon. The coding region runs from base 1 to 2982 and encodes 993 amino acids. Lineage: Eukaryota; Fungi; Ascomycota; Saccharomycetes; Saccharomycetales; Saccharomycetaceae. The record is from RefSeq and is a predicted model, not a curated record. Gene Ontology annotation, biological process: protein catabolic process; protein processing; protein targeting to peroxisome.